CUACACGGAGGGGGUGCUCUGUGGUAGGAGUGGUUAACCGAUUUACCUGCUGAAUACGUUAUAUGACAAACGUUUGACGUUUGAUACAAUACAUUUUGACUCUAAGAAUGAGUACGCAUGGUGAAAUCACGUUGCUUUGGGAUAUAUGUUGAAACCUCGAAUUUAAACUGGACCCAAUAUUUUACGUAACUCAUGUAGGACUGUAUCCGAGUUUUUAAGAAUUAUGAAUUUAUAACAAAAUUAACGACUGAUGAAUUAAACGUAAUUAAGGGUUUCCUGUAUUUAUUUGUGAAACAUUAACCUCCAAGAUGAUGAUGCAACAGUAUAUGAAAGAAUUGGAGCAGGAACCAUUUGAUCCUGAAGAGUUUGUGGAAAGAAUGGCAUGGAGAACUGUUGGGGCUUCUCGUGAUGAAAAUCCUGGCAACUUCGAUCCUGUUUUACUUCAUGAAACAUUUCUGCAGGCAAUUAAAGAUCUACAAAUUCUACAAGAGAGACAACAGAAGAAAUGUGAACGUUUAGAAAUGAUUUGUAGAGAAGAAGAAAUAGGCCAUUGGCAGAAAGUUUCCCAGUUGCAAGAAAAAAAUAAAGUAUAAUUUUUUUUUAAAAAAAUUAAUUUAUUUUGUACAUAUUAUACAUAAGAUAUGCAUUGAGGGCUCAGUUGAGAUAAUCACAAGCCAAAUUUGAGCAGUUUUGGCAUACAGCAUCUUUUAACGUUUGGCAUACACUUACAAAUCAAUGGAGAGUGAAUCAGACAGGUAUUAUUCAACCCUAUGGGUAGAAAAUGGAAACUCAAUAUAAUGAAUGGUAAGAGAGGUGUUCAGAGAGGAUUCUGAUAUGGUCGACUUGAAAAACUGAAAAUUGUGGCUUAUGGCUUUGGCACACUGACCCAUUUGCAUAAAGAAACACAGCCUAACAAACGUAUGUUUUGUCCAGGGAGAGCUUUAUAAAUUCUGUGUUAUGUUGCAGGCUUCGGUAAAUCUUUUUCAAGAACUGGAUGAACGAAUCAAUUAUGUGGCCACUAAAGUUCUUCAUUUAGGAGAUCAGUUGGAAAGUGUUAACACUCCACGAGCUAGAGCAGUUGAAGCCCAAAAGCUUAUGAAUCAUUUUGCUGAGUUCCUAAGUCCUGGUCCGUUGUUGUCUGAAGUGUUUCAGUUCAAUUCACGAAUUGAUGAAGCUGCUGAUAUUAUUCAAAAGUUGCAUCUUAUUGCCCAAGAACUACCAUCUGGAAAAUUUGAGAAGGCAAAAAAGAAAAUUGCUCUGAAAUAUGAUGAGAUUGAGAGAUCUUUAAUUGAAGAAUUUGUCAAAGCUCAUCGCUCAGAUGACAAGGGUCGGAUGAAAGAAAUUGCUUCCAUACUCUCCCACUUUAAGGGUUACACACAAUGUGUGGAUGCUUUUAUUGAACAGAGCCAAAUGGGUGCCUUCACUAGUAAAGAUAUUUUUAGAGAUGUAAUCCCUUUAUGUGAAAAGAAUUUUUCGGUAAUGGCAGAAGUAUUCAGCAAUCCAGAUCAAGUGAUGGCAAAAUAUGUUUUAAAUAUUUAUCACCUGAGACUGCAGAAGUAUGCCAGUGAACAUUUAGCAGAUAGAAGUGAUGCUGAUAGAUACUUGAGGAAUCUGUAUGAUUUAUAUUCAAGGACUGUAAUGCUUUCAAAAGACCUGUCUCGGUUUAAAAUGGGAAAUGACCACACGUAUCUGAACAAACUUACAAGAAAUAUAUUUCAAAAAUAUUUGGAUUCCUACAUAAGUGUCGAAACGAAAUGUUUAAAAGAGAAAUGUGCAGGGGUUUUGCAAAAAUAUUAUGACUCUAAAAAUCAUCAAAAGAAACAAAUACAAACAGGAGGUUUUUCAGAUCUGCGGAGAGACUUGCAAGCUGUAAUUGGAACUCGUGCAAACUUGAACAUAGCACAAAUUGAAAACUAUGGCGGGGAAACAUUCUUGUCAGAAGAAGUAGCAAUAGCUCUUCUUCAAGAAAGCAAACUGGCGUUUCGUCGAUGUGAAGUGUUGUCUCGCCAAUCUGACUUACCAGGAAAUGCUAUACAGAUACUUGAAAUACUCCUGCAUUAUCUAAUAGCAGAGCAUGUUGAUUAUGCUCUAGAAUUAGGUCUGCAAGCCGUUCCAAUUCCUGAAACAAAAACGCCGCCACAAAUCUACUUCUUUGAUGUUGUCCAACAGUGCAAUGCUGCAGUCCAUCUACUUGAGAAACAGUUUAAUGAUAGUCUAGUACCUCUAGUAGUAUCCACCCCUAAACAUGGAGACUGUCUGCAGAAAAAGAAGUACAUUUUGGAGCAGAUUGAACUCAAAUUAGACACAGGUUUGGAUAGGUCAAUCAAUGCAAUUGUUGGCUGGGUUAAAAUAUAUUUGCAAACAGAACAGAAGAAAACUGACUACAAACCUGAAACGGAUUUAGACACCCUUGCUUCUCCUGCAUGCUUAGCAGUGGUGCAAUUUGUGAGCAGUAUGGUCGAGCGGAUAAGAGACAGCCUAGAUGGAAAAAAUGCAGAAUCUGUUAUGAUGGAACUGGGAUCCAGAUUCCACAGAGUAAUUUAUGAACAUUUGCAACAGUUUCAGUACAAUUCAGCAGGAGCAAUGGUUGCUAUUUGUGAUGUGAAUGAAUACAGAAAAUGUGUUAAAGAAUUGAAGGUUCCACUUGUAAAUGCUCUAUUUGAUACAUUACAUGCAUUGUGCAAUUUAUUGCUUGUAAAACCUGAAAACCUUAAGCAAGUGUGUACUGGUGACCAACUGGCUGGCUUGGAUCGAUCUAUUCUUCUUAAUUUUAUUCAACUACGCAAUGAUUAUAAGACACAAAAACUUGCUAACUGUUUGAAAGGACUUGCUACAUAAGGAUAUAAUUUUACAAUUUUCCACAUUUAUUACUUGUGUAUUUUAGCUAUAUAUAAAUUCAAAAAGAAUGUACAUAACUCUGAAAUUUUCUAUGAUGUUCAUGUAACACUACUUUGAGUACAAACUAAUGUCUAUUUAGCUCUACAGGUAAACUAAUAAAGUAUACUUACCUG
Molecule: messenger RNA, 3011 nt
Organism: Gryllus bimaculatus (two-spotted cricket)
Lineage: Eukaryota; Metazoa; Arthropoda; Insecta; Orthoptera; Gryllidae
Source: the annotation of a GenBank genome assembly